AAUCGUGAAUGGACCCAAAAAUAGACAAGUUUGGUCGAUUAAUGCUUCUGUUUUGUUUUGACCGUCUUUUCCCGUUCUUUGACUGCGUUUUCUUGCUGGUACUAGUCUCUAAACUUGUGUUUGGACAGGAUUAGAAACGGAAAUGAUGGAUAAAGACGGAGUGGUUGUGCUGUUAGUUUUGUUGAACGUGCUUUUUAUCUAUACGGAUGCGUUCAGAAGAGAUACCGCAGACAGACAGUCGAGAUCCGAGGGGGGGUUCUGCCGGAUCUUUCGGACGCAAACGCGGGGCGCUCGGAGAGACGGACAGAACGAGUUUCGCCUCAGAGUUGAAGGAGACCCAGAAACUUACCAACCCGGGAGCACUUACAGAGUGAGUUUGUAUGCCUCCAGCCCAUCUUACUUUCGUGGCUUUACCCUCAUUGCUCUGAAGGAAGGAAGGGAGGGCGUCACUCCUGAUGAUUAUGCUGGCACUUUCAAGGUGAGGAAUUGCAGUGACCCCGUAUAACUGCCUUGAACUGUG
Cyprinus carpio (common carp) is the source of this 520-nucleotide messenger RNA. RefSeq names its product spondin-1-like. Gene Ontology annotation, biological process: cell adhesion. The record is from RefSeq and is a predicted model, not a curated record. The transcript has 2 exons. The coding region runs from base 143 to 505 and encodes 120 amino acids. Gene Ontology annotation, cellular component: extracellular matrix. Lineage: Eukaryota; Metazoa; Chordata; Actinopteri; Cypriniformes; Cyprinidae.